This is a messenger RNA of Danio rerio (zebrafish), 1398 nucleotides long. It is a transcript of the gene tspan5a, whose product is annotated as tetraspanin 5a. Gene Ontology annotation, cellular component: membrane; plasma membrane. NCBI's taxonomy places the organism in Eukaryota, Metazoa, Chordata, Actinopteri, Cypriniformes, Danionidae. The record is from RefSeq and is marked validated.
AAUCAAAGCAGCCAUGUCAAGUGAAAAAAAGAGCGAUGUGAACUAAUAACGGUGCAGAAGGAGCCGUUAUUUCGAGACAUUCAGCGUUAAACUCCGCGGGUUUGUUCAUCAAUGACAGUCAGAGUCGUGUGUAAUGUAGGCACCGUCGAUGUGGGUUAGCAUUAUGCUUCUUUUACGCGGCUAACAACAUUACCGGGACACUUUGACGUUGAUGUAAUAAUAAGCGAACUGAACCUGCUUCGCGUUUAAUGUUAGCCGGCAGUUUUGUGCUGGAAAUAAACGAGCCAAUGAUGACCGGAAAGCAUUACAAGGGUCAAGAAGUCAGCUGCUGCAUCAAGUACUUCAUAUUUGGAUUUAACAUUAUAUUUUGGUUGCUUGGCGUGGCUUUCCUCGGAAUCGGAUUGUGGGCAUGGAGUGAGAAGGGAGUUCUCUCUAAUAUCUCCUCCAUCACGGAUCUGGGUGGAUUUGACCCAGUGUGGUUGUUUUUGGUGGUUGGAGGGGUGAUGUUCAUCCUGGGUUUUGCUGGCUGUAUCGGAGCCUUAAGGGAAAACACCUUCCUGCUCAAAUUUUUUUCUGUGUUUCUGGGGAUAAUCUUCUUCCUGGAGCUCACCGCCGGCAUCCUGGCCUUCGUCUUUAAAGACUGGAUUAAAGACCAGCUCAACUUUUUCAUCAACAACAACAUCCGAGCCUACAGAGACGACAUCGAUUUGCAGAACCUCAUCGACUUCACUCAGGAAUAUUGGGAAUGUUGUGGGGCGUUUGGAGCAGACGACUGGAACCUCAACAUCUACUUCAACUGCACUGACAGCAACCCUAGCAGAGAAAAAUGUGGCGUCCCCUUCUCCUGCUGCACCAAAGACCCCGCGGAGGAUGUCAUCAACACACAGUGUGGAUAUGAUGUGCGCGCAAAACCGGAUGCAGAACAGAAGACUUACAUCCAUGUGAAAGGUUGUGUGCCGCAGUUUGAGAAGUGGCUGCAGGACAACCUGACGGUGGUGGCCGGGAUCUUCAUAGGAAUCGCUCUGCUGCAGAUCUUUGGAAUAUGCCUUGCACAGAAUUUAGUUAGUGAUAUUGAGGCCGUGAGAGCCAGCUGUUUGUUCACAUGAAGUGGCAGCUAUUCCGUCAGACACUCACAGGCCGACAGCAGCAUGAGGACGGUAGCAGAAGAUGAACACAAGAUGCCAAGAGCAGCAGUCGUGUGUGUGUGUGUGUGUGUGUGUGUGUGUGUGUGUGUGUGUGUGUAUAUGUGUGUGUGUGUUUUACAUCUGUACAUAGAGCUCUUUUUCUAGAGUGUUUUAUGUGUCAAACAGCCUGUGUCAUAAAUGUGAGAAAAGCUUUGUGUCCACAGAGGCUACACUGACAGAAGAUCCUCCAUCAUCUGCUGCACUGAAAAAAAAA